Syzygium oleosum is the source of this 2329-nucleotide messenger RNA. Its product is annotated as protein SIEVE ELEMENT OCCLUSION B-like. The transcript is spliced from 7 exons. NCBI's taxonomy places the organism in Eukaryota, Viridiplantae, Streptophyta, Magnoliopsida, Myrtales, Myrtaceae. Gene Ontology annotation, biological process: phloem development. The record is from RefSeq and is a predicted model, not a curated record. Bases 119 to 2116 code for a protein of 665 amino acids.
CUGCUGCCCUCACAACACCACCUCCGAACUCUUCCUCCUCUAGUUUUGCUCUCUCUUGUCACUCCAAAGCCUAGUAGACUCUCUCUUCUCUUUGCUUUUCUCUUUGAGAUUCGAGAAAAUGGCGAGCAGGACCCUCGGCCAAAUUCUUCGGAGGGAGAGAAGCAAGGUCGACCAAAGCAUGUUGAACAACCUGCUUGCCAUUUUCGACGACGAGAAGUUCAUGAAGGAGAUGGUGGACGCUCACGCCCCUGACGAAGGAGACGUCGACGUCCAGUCUCUCUUCCUCCUCGUCGACAACACCCUCCGUGGAGCUACCGCCAUCGCCGACUCCGUCGUCAACCCAAAGGGCACUCAAGGAUCUGGAAGCCCUGCACUCAAGCCACCAAAAGAAGGCUUCAAUCCACCCCUAGCAGCAAUCAACGAAGUGGCUUGUGAGAUCACAUGCAAGGCAUUAGACACCAAAAAUGUGCGUGAAACGAUGAUCUCGAUCUUUCACGAGCUAUCGAGCUACUCCUGGGUCAAUAAGGCUUUGAUCACCCUUUCGUCGCUUGCCCUUUUCUAUGGCGACUUUUGGCGACUUGCCCAGAUUCAGCCAUCGGACAAGCUCGCGGAAUCGAUGGCCAUACUGAAGGGGUUACCUGCAAUCACCAAGCCCUCGGACGUGCAAAAGAUCCAAGUGUUUGGAGUUCUGAAUGAAAUGAUCAAGACCACAUUAGACAUGACCGAGUGCAUCGUGGAGUUCGAGCAUGACAGUAAAGAUGUUCCCGAGCUGUCCACGGCAAUCGACAUUCCAAGCAGUGUUUAUCAGAUCAUCAUCAGCGUCCUCGCUUGCUCGAUUCAGUUCACCAGCCUCAUCAGCCUUGUCGAUGACUACAAGGGAAAAGAUCUCCCAACCUUUGCUCGGAAAGUGAACAUGAUCCACCACACUAUCAAGAGACAUUUUGAAGAUUACAAGCAAAAAAAGGAGGAAAUUAGAGAGUAUCAGAGGCUGCAGCGACUAUUCAAUGCCCCUACUGAUAAUGUGGAGCUCGUCAAGGCCUUGUUUUACAUCAAGGACGAUCCUCAGCCACUCUACAUUGGCUCAAAGAAGACCACGGAUAAGGUCGAGUCCCUGCGAAGGAAGAAUGUGAUGCUGCUGAUUUCCGACCUAAAAUUGACCUCUCACGACCUUUCCAUCCUCAUCAAGAUCUACAGCGAGCGCAAGUUCCAUGAGGAGCGCUAUGAGAUCGUGUGGGUCCCGAUCAUCGAGCAAGAAGGCGAGGAUGUGCUCAACCAGUUCAAGAAUCUACAGUCGCAACUGCCAUGGUACUCGGUGCACUACCCGACACUCAUCAACAAAGUGGCCAUCAAGAUCAUCAAGGAGAAGUGGCACUUUAGGCAAGAGACCAUUGUGACUGUGUUGGAUCCCCAAGGAAGAGUCUCAAACAAAAAUGCGAUGAGCAUGAUUAGGCUUUGGGGAUGGGAUGCUUUCCCUUUCACUGAUUCAGUAGGAGCAAGCCUAUGGAGCAAGCCUGGCAUCAGCUGGUUUGAGCUUUUGGUGACUGACAUGGUCAUUCCUAAGAUAAACGAAGCUAUCAAGUCUCAGAAGUACAUCCUCCUUUAUGGAGCUGAAGACACCAAGGCAAUCCACGAAAUUGAGGAGCCAGUGAAGAAGAUCAUCGAAGAUGGUGUCCCCAUCGUCGCCUACAAUGUCACCAAAAAUCAGCUCUUCUGGAGCCGCCUCGAGAGCUGUAUGCUGUCAAAACUGCAAACCAAAGCGGAUGUGCACGAACCCCUCAUGCAAGACAUCCUCAGCAUCUACACCAACUUCAAGAAGGACGGCGGGUUCGCGGUCCUCACGAGGGGGUCACAGGUCGUGAUCAAUGACUCGAUAGUCGAUGUCACGAAGGUUUUGUCCCAAUACGAGACUAAUUGGAAGAAGCAGGUCAAAGGGAACGAGAAGACGUUCGAUGCAGCCUUCAAGGAGCACCGCGAACGGGUCUUUGUCCUUCCAAGGUGCCACCACUUCUACAUUCCGAACAUGGUGGGUUACAUCCCGGAGGACGUGAAGUGUCCUGUGUGCCCUCGCAUGAUGAAGAACAUUGUCAAGUUUGAGUGUUGCCAUGGAGCACAUUAAGGUACCCAUGCAUCUCUCUGCUGGUCCAUGUCCACAAUAAAGGUGCUACGUGAGUACCCUGUAAGCCGGGACAUGAAUAAAAGGGCUGUUUGCUGAGUCCUUGAGUUUGUUAGUUGCCUGCGUUUAGGGCAACCAUUAUCUAACUUUGGCAUGUACAACUGCUUUGUUUGAGCACGAAGUUUCAUUUUGAAAUUGCUUUGGUCUUCUUUCUCA